AUGUCAUCAACCACACCGGAUAUCUCUUCUAUAUCAGUUCAGUCGACAAUAGAUUCUUUUACUAGUCGAAUUGUGUCAGAUGAUGGUAAUGAUUCAAUGAAUGAAGCUUUAGAUGCCACUAAUGGUAACACAGAUAAAACACCAGUCAUUGAUGCCAAUGAUAGAGAAUGUGAUAAUGCUGACCCUGAAGAGCGUGAAGAAAGUAGUGAGAAAAAGAGGCAAAAGACAUUUGCUGUUUGGUUAGAAUUCAAAGAAGUCACUCUUUCUGAUGGUUCCAAAAAAAGGAGAAUACUACCUACUCUCACAUAUGGCAAGUUUGAUAUGGUAAAGAUGAGAGAAGCAGCUGCACAUUGGAUACUUAUGCACGAGCAUCCUUUUUCGAUUAUAGAAGAGGAAGGUUUUAACAUGAUGCAAAAACGUGGGAUGCCUGAAUUGGAAAAGGUAUCACAUAAUACUAUUAAAAAAGAUUGCAUGCAAGUUUAUGAAGCAGAAAAGAAGAAAUUAAAGGCAUUGUUGAAGAUUGUCAGCAAGAUUAGUUUGACAACAGAUUUGUGA
Molecule: messenger RNA, 555 nt
Organism: Durio zibethinus
Lineage: Eukaryota; Viridiplantae; Streptophyta; Magnoliopsida; Malvales; Malvaceae
Source: RefSeq, a predicted model, not a curated record